This is a messenger RNA of Paramecium sonneborni, 2305 nucleotides long. Lineage: Eukaryota; Ciliophora; Oligohymenophorea; Peniculida; Parameciidae. The record is from the annotation of a GenBank genome assembly.
AUGGAAAAUAAAGCCAUGAGAUAUUUUGGAAUGAGCCUUAACGUUUUAAUAUCCGUUUUUCUUGCUCUUUUAGAAAUUUACGUCAAUUAAGUCUCCGAUUCAAUCAUAAUUGAUGUUGUUUUAAUUCUCUGUGGAACUUUUUUCUCUUGGAUUUUCAUCAGUCAAAAAUUAGGAUGGAAGAUGGGUAAACUUCAAUAUUACUUUAGCGGAUAUAUCACCCUUUUUUUUUUGGGCUUUAGCCAUCAAGAGAAUAAUUCUGGUUGGAAUUUAGAGAAACGAAUUUGUUUUUUUUUUAUUUGGUUUCCUUAAUGGAAUUUAUGCAAGUAAAUUAGAAAUUAAAGAUAAAAAGAGGUAUUAUUUGAAAGCUAAAACGGCUUUUGAAGUUUUACUCAUAAUGGUUUUAACCAUUUUUAACUUUCUAACUAAUACUAUAAAUAAUCAUAUCAUUUUAAUCAUCUUUUACAUUAUUCUAUUUGUUCUUAUAGGAAUAUUUGAAAAUGUAAAUACAGAAAUUUAUCCUAUUGCAUUAAAAUAAGAGAAUUGCAUUACUGAUUAAAGAAAUACUUAAGCAGAACUAAAAAAAUGUUAAACAAUUAUUCAAUAAUAUCAAUCAACUAAAUCAAUUUGGGAAUAAUUUAACAAUCUUACUGAUGAUUGGAUUUGUUAAAUUGAUAUUACAAAAUCAACUUUCAAUAAUGAUUGGGAAAUUUAAAGUUAAAGUUUUGUUUUAAAGAAAUUUUUAAAAGAAAAUAAAACAAAUUUACGCUAAUUUUUUAAUCAUCUAUAAAUAGUUAAUUAAUCAUAAAGUAUAUCUCAAUCAAGUUUAGAUGAAAAUAAUACAUUUUUAAAUUGGUUAGAGAAAAAUUAUUUGUAAAAAAAAUGGCAGAAUAGAUUAAAUUUUUAGAAAUAAAAAUAAUUUUAAAAUGGAUAAGAUUCAAACUAGUAAUUUUAAGAAGAUUAAUAAUCAAUGAUAUCUCCAUAAAAUGAUGGAAGAUUUAUGGACCAAAAGGAUCAAAUUUUAGACUGUCCUGCUUAAUCUGCAGCUCUAAUAAAUAUGGAUACAAAAGAAUCUGUUCAUAAAACUUAAAUAUAAUGUUAAUUAUCACUUAAUUCAAUAAAACUUAAUUUAAAUCUUAUAAUAUAUUUAGUGGAAGAUGAUAGAUGUAAUGAUCAUAAAUAAUAUUCAAUUAUUAUUCAUAUGAAAAAUAUUCCAAAGAAUGAAAUCCUAGAUUCAUAGCGACUAAUAUUUUAUAGAUAUGCUGGUAGAAUUGCUGAUAAAUCAAGUUAAAUGCUUUAGCAAGUCACUCUUAUGAAAAAGUCCCUCUAACUCUAAUUAACGUAUUUAUUUCAUUUAAAUUAAAGAUAAUUCGAUAAGAUCAAGUAAAGCAAUUUUGGUUCUUUAUCAUAUUAUGAUGAUAAUGCAUUUAAUAAAUCAAUCCAAAUUAGAGAUUUUAAACAAGCUUAUUUAAAUAUUUAAAAACAAUCACCAAGGUAAAAUACAAAUUAAAAAGUUACUUCUACUCUUAGUCACAAUCAUGAUAGUUUGGAUGAGAACAUUUAAAAAUUAUCAAUUUCAUAUUUCCAACAAUUAUAAGAAAUAUUUAAGUAGAUAGAUAAACUAAACUUUGAUCUAAUAAUAAUGGAAUAAAACAAUUUUAAUUUCUUUGAAUUAUUUAGUAAUCCUUAAUUAGAUAUUGAAUAAUUUAAUAUAUUAACAAGUAUUAAUAUUGUCAAAGAAUUUUUUUAAUAAAAUCCUUUCUUAAAUUAGCACAACAUCAUAAUUACUUAAGAGUUAAAUAAUGAAACUUAAGUGAUAAUAUAAUCUGACAAAAGAAAAAUUAAAUAAAUAUUAAUUAACAUUAUUAAUAAUUCAAUUGAAAAGUUUGAGCUAAAUUAAAAAGAAUUACAACUUAGUAAAAAUGAAAAUUCAUAAAUUUAAUAAAGAUAAACAAUCUAAAAAUAAGAUCUUAAAUAUUAAAAUACAAUAGUCAUUAAAACAUAAUGUGAUAUUGAUAAAAUAAUUAUUGAAAUCUCUGAUCAAUUUGGUGGUAUAGAUUAAGAAUAGCUUAACAACAGAUUGAAUGACUGUAAAUUUGGUUUAUCAGCUUCUCAGAAAAUUUUAAGAUAUUUGGCUUACGAUCCUCAAAAACCUUUAGAGAUUAUUAAUUAUGAAAAGUGUUCUACCGGAGUUAAAGGCACAGUAGUUAGAUUUGUCUUGCCAAAAACUAGAGAUAAUUUUUAAUUACUUGAAGAAAGCAAUCACAUGGAAUCCUUGACGGUUAAAAUAAUAAGAGAUAAAUCUUGA